This is a messenger RNA of Alligator mississippiensis (American alligator), 1285 nucleotides long. RefSeq lists its product as uncharacterized. Lineage: Eukaryota; Metazoa; Chordata; Crocodylia; Alligatoridae. The transcript is spliced from 3 exons. The record is from RefSeq and is a predicted model, not a curated record. Bases 212 to 1174 code for a protein of 320 amino acids.
CUAGCGAUUGGCCUGCUAGCCGUAUAAGAGGCUUGAGCAGUUUCCGCCCAAGCCGAAGAGGACUCCACAUCCAUCUCGUGGGGACUCUGGGUGUGCGCGGCAGGGUAACAGAAACCCUGUGUGUCACUCAUAGGAGUUUGGCGGCUUGAUCCACCGCCCACCUCUUCCCGUCUUCGAACGGAGCCUACUAUAAGACGUAACGACGAGUUUAAUGCGCUCUUGUCCUGGACAUCUGGAGUUUGUCUGCGUGGAGCCUAGCAACCUCCACAUGAUUGUUCGUGUUCUGUCUGCGUGGAGCCUAGCAAACUCCAUGUGUGUUCGUGUUUUCUGUUGUAACCACAACUCAAGCAAGUUCUCAGCCUACACCACGACCAUCUCGGUGGUAUGGACAAACAUGCACUUGGAACAGUUUAAAAAAAGGACAAUGUGGGAGGGACCUGAUGCAGCUGUAUGGAAGAUGGCCACCUCCAGAGCCAAUUGUUGCACUGCUGAGGCAACUUCCCCAGUGCAACUGGGGAACAGAUACAAGGAUGUAGCAUCACUGGAGGAGAGAGUAACAGAGGAAGCCACCUCCACAACCACCACCACCACAACCACCAGCAUGCAGACUAAGAGACAACCGGACAGCUGGAAGAAGAGACCCCUAGUUGUCGUAGUGGGCAACUCCCUCCUGAGGGGAAUAGAGGGAGUCAUCCGUCACCUAGAUCACGUGGUAUGGGAGGUAUGUUGCCUGCCCAGAGCCCAGAUCCAACACGUCACUGCAAGGAUUCCUGACCUCAUUAGGCCCUCCAACUACUAUCCCAUUGUCCUCAACCACAUGAGAACAAAUGAUACGGCCAGGAGUAGUCCAGGCCAGAUCAUGAGUGACUACAAGGCUCUGGGGGCCAGGCUUCAAAGCUCAGGGGUGCCGGUGACCUUCUUGUUGAUCCACCCAGUCAGUGGUCACGGUCCGCAUCGAGACAGCUGUAUUAGGGAAUUCAACAUGCAGCUCCAGAGCUGGUGUCAUUGUGCAGGUUUUGGCUUUCUUGACCAUGGUCCAUACUUCCAGGAAAGAGGCAUGCUGGAACGAGACAGCUUCUAUCUCUCUUCAGAAGGGUCAGAGAAGGUAAGCUGGAAGAGACCUCGGAAGAUCAUUGGGUCCAAACCCCCUGCACCAAGCAGAAAAGACAACUAGGAUCAAGUGACCCCAGCAAGGUAACUGUUCAGUCUCCACUUGAAGAUUUCCAGGGUAGGUGAUUGCACCACCUCUGGAGGGAGCUUAUUCCACAGUCUAGACAUCCUGACU